AUGUCUUUUAGAAAUUGUCUGCUGAAAAAUACAUUUACCUUUCGUCAUACACCAUUGAACAGAUUAACGCGAGUAUUUUCAACGAGAUCAGGACUCACAGAUGAUCGAACCAAAAAGGUGAUAGAAGAAAUCAAAAAACUAGAAUACGAUUUGGAGACGAAGACAAAGUCUAGAGCAACAAAUUUACAGCCGAUCAAUGACAAAGAUAUAGCAGAAAUUUAUAAAGAAGUGUCCGCACCAAUUGGUGUUCGACCAAAGAUAAACACUGAUUAUUUGGAAAAGCUAAGAAUUCGAUUUUUGGAUACUCGGUCAAAUCAGAUAGAUAGAACUACAGCACCUGCUCAGCUACCUUCUUCAGCGGCAUUGUUCCAACAACAGCUCAAAAUCAAUGACGAAGAUGCUAAUAAAACAGCAUGCCCUGGAGGAGAAAAUAGUAUGCAGGAAUAUAGUCUCCAAGAUUUCGAGCAAUUGAUCUAUGUGAAUUCACUCGCUAAACGACCCGCAGAAGCAGAAAAAGCGUUCGAACUGAUGAAGGAUUACAAUAUCAGUCCAAGUGUUAAAUCUGUUAACCAUUUAAUGGAUGCUUAUGCAAAUACCAAUGAUUUGAACCAGACAAUUGCUAUCUUUAAAAGGUUGAAAGAGUUCAAUUUGAAACCAGAUGUAUAUAGUUAUGGCAUAUUGAUUAAGGCAUUCGUAGCAAACAAGCGAAUGGACGAUGCUAUGGUAGUUUUUGAACAAAUCAAAAAAUCCUCUGUUGUUCCGACUCAGCCUAUCUUCUCUACUCUGAUCAGUGGAUACUUAAAAGUAAAUAAUAUUGAUAAAGCUUGGGAUAUAUUUGACGCAAUGAGACUUUCAUACCAUCAGCCCGACGAGGUCAGCUUCACUUUGAUGCUACAUGCUUGCGCAAAAAGAGGAGAAAUAGAACGUGCAUUAAACUUGUUCGAAGAUAUGGCUGGUUAUAAUCUGUAUCCAACCGAAGUCACAUUUAAUACGCUCAUUCACGCCUGCGCAAAACGCCCUGAUUACUAUCACGAAGCAUUCAACCUAUUGCAUCAAAUGCAACUUACUUACGGAUUCAAACCGGAUAAAUUCACUUUCAACACUUUGUUAACUGCUUGUGCAAGAAAUAAGGACUUAAAACAAGCAAGGAAAAUUUUAGAAGCCAUGUUAAAAGAUGUGGAAAAAAAAAGAGAAGAGCAAUCUCUGUUGGUUCCAGAUAGUCAUACAUAUACUAAUAUGUUCUGGUGCUAUGCUAGCUAUCGACCCAUUCCACAGCAGAAGAAACAGAAAAAUAUAGACAAUAUGAAUACAGCUAUAUCAACAGAACGGCAUAUUUUACCUGUGGAUAUGCCCCAUAAGCGAUCUCUAGUGGUCAAAGAAGCCGAAUGGCUUUUCAACCAAAUUAUAGAUAAGAGUUUGGUUACAACACCACUAUUAACCGCCUAUCUUACUGUACAUAUCUCCCAGAAACAACCAGCACGUAAAAUCAUCCAUAUUUAUGACGAUCUUUUUGACAAGUAUGAUGUUGAACGUAAUGCAUUCACCUUUUUCCAUAUGCUCGAUUAUUGUUAUAAGCAGAAGGAUACCAUAAUGGCUUGGAAGGUUUGGGAGGACUACCAAGAAUUCUUGGAAAAGAGGAUCAAAGAUGACAGCGAUGAGGAUCAAAGUUUAAUCAACAAAAAAGCGGUCGAAGCCAAGCAAUAUGCGCUUGCAUUCAGCGAAGGGUGGACUCCAGAACAGCAGCAGAAGAUGGCUGUUUUGAUGACAAACACUUUAGCGAGAGCGGAUAACCUAAAGAAUGCAAUCAGUAUUUUGUCAACUGAAAUAAAUCGCUGUGCAAUGAAUCUUCCUUUAUUAAGCGAAAUAUUGCCAGCAUACAAUAAAACAAUACAAUUAGAAGAUGAAGAAGCGAAAGAAAAGUUACUGCAGCUUUGCCGCAGGGAUCCGAAGAAGACUGCAUUCAAAUAUCGACGCGUGAAUAACUUGAAAUAA
Mycotypha africana is the source of this 1992-nucleotide messenger RNA. RefSeq lists its product as uncharacterized. NCBI's taxonomy places the organism in Eukaryota, Fungi, Mucoromycota, Mucoromycetes, Mucorales, Mycotyphaceae. Bases 1 to 1992 code for a protein of 663 amino acids. The transcript is spliced from 6 exons. Gene Ontology annotation, molecular function: protein binding. The record is from RefSeq and is a predicted model, not a curated record.